Messenger RNA from Hylaeus anthracinus, 9565 nucleotides. It is a transcript of the gene GluRIB, whose product is annotated as glutamate receptor 1. The transcript has 20 exons. NCBI's taxonomy places the organism in Eukaryota, Metazoa, Arthropoda, Insecta, Hymenoptera, Colletidae. Gene Ontology annotation, molecular function: transmitter-gated monoatomic ion channel activity involved in regulation of postsynaptic membrane potential; glutamate-gated receptor activity. The record is from RefSeq and is a predicted model, not a curated record. Bases 33 to 2954 code for a protein of 973 amino acids. Gene Ontology annotation, cellular component: postsynaptic membrane; plasma membrane. Gene Ontology annotation, biological process: modulation of chemical synaptic transmission; synaptic transmission, glutamatergic.
GGCAGUUUGUGUCAGACCACGGAGCACGGAAGAUGUUCCCGGUUGUUCACGGUACGGGUAGUUCACCCUCGUCGCGACGUCGGCGUCGCGCGACGAAUUGUCACGGUGCCGUGUCUGUUACGCUUGGAAACUUCAAGAACGUUGCUAGUUCACGGAUCGACAGGCCAACGUCCACUGCCACACUGAUGACGACCGCCUUGUGCGUCUUGCUGGUCCUCUUGCCCGCGGCGUACCCCGACAAGAUCUCCAUCGGUGCAAUUUUCGAGCAAGGCACCGACGAAGUUCAAUCAGCGUUCAAAUUUGCAACGUUGAACCACAACAAAAACAACACGACUCGGAAGUUUGAGUUGCAGGUUUUCGUGGACGUAAUUAAUACCGCGGACGCAUACAAGCUAUCCCGUCUUAUCUGCAGCCAAUUCAGCAGAGGGGUGUUUUCCAUGCUAGGCUCCGUGAGUCCGGAUUCGUUUGACACCCUCCAUUCUUACAGCAACACGUUCCAGAUGCCUUUCGUGACGCCCUGGUUCCCUGAGAAGGUACUGACGCCGUCCUCUCGUCUCCUGGAUUUCGCCAUAAGCAUGCGUCCGGAUUAUCAUCGCGCCAUCAUCGACACGGUGCGAUACUACGGCUGGAAGAAAAUCAUCUACCUCUAUGACUCCCACGACGGACUGCUCAGGCUACAGCAGAUCUAUCAAGGCUUGAAACCGGGGAACGAGUCGUUUCAGGUGGAAACCGUCAAACGAAUACAAAACAUGUCCGAGGCGAUUGAUUUCCUGCGCAGCUUGGAGGAGCUGAAUCGAUGGAGCAACAAAUACGUGGUGCUCGACUGUCCAACAGAUAUGGCGAAGGAUAUCGUAGUGAGUCAUGUGAGAGACGUUGCACUUGGGAAAAGAACGUAUCACUACUUGUUGAGUGGAUUGAUAAUGGACGACCGUUGGGAGAGCGAGGUGAUUGAGUACGGGGCCAUCAACAUCACCGGUUUUCGCAUCGUGGAUGCCACUCGGCCAUACGUCAAAGACUUCCUGACCGCUUGGCAUGGUCUCGAUCCAGCGGGGUUCCAAGGAGCAGGCCGUGAAUCUAUUUCCGCACAAGCGGCGCUGAUGUACGACGCCGUAUUUGUUCUCGUUGAGGCGUUCAACAAGUUUCUGAGGAAAAAGCCGGACAGAAGCAACGUGAGACGAACUGGAGUCCCUGGUAGCAGUCAGAUUACGAAUGGCACACGGUCGCUGGAUUGUAAUAAUAGUGGCGGCUGGGUGACACAGUUCGACUUUGGAGAAAAAAUUUCGAGGCUACUGAGAAAGGUUGAAAUCGAGGGACUGACGGGGGAGAUCCGUUUUAACGAUGAUGGUCGCCGACACAAUUACACUCUUCACGUCGUCGAGAUGACGGUCAACAGUGCCAUGGUCAAAGUUGCAGAAUGGACGGACGAAGCAGGAUUUCAAGCGAUCGCAGCAAAAUACAUUCGUCUGCGACCGCACACGGAGAUCGAGAAGAACAAGACCUACAUUGUCACCACAAUCGUGGAAGAGCCGUACAUCAUGAAGAAAAAGUCAGACACGGGCGAACCGCUUGUGGGCAACGAUAGCUACGAGGGUUAUUGCAAAGAUCUUGCUGAUCUUAUAGCGAAGAAACUCGGAAUAACGUACGAGCUUCGGAUCGUAAAGGACGGAAAAUACGGAAUGGAGAAUCAGAACGUUCCUGGUGCCUGGGACGGGAUGGUGGGCGAGCUGAUUCGCAAAGAAGCAGACAUUGCCAUCGCUCCUAUGACAAUCACCUCCGAACGCGAACGAGUGAUCGACUUCAGCAAACCUUUCAUGUCUUUGGGAAUCAGCAUAAUGAUAAAGAAACCUAUCAAACAGAAGCCUGGUGUAUUUAGCUUCUUAAACCCAUUAAGCAAGGAGAUCUGGGUGUGCGUGAUCUUCUCGUACAUCGGUGUGUCCAUCGUACUAUUUACCGUAUCCAGAUUUUCCCCGUACGAAUGGAGGGUGCUAACGCUGAGCAGUGGUGCGGAUCCAGCUGGAAGAAAUGAUCCCACGUUGCAACAUCCUCACGCGUCUCAAGGAUCGCCUCACAUGCCGACCUCCAGUAUGGCCAACGAUUUCAGCAUCAUCAACAGCCUGUGGUUCGCGUUGGCCGCGUUCAUGCAACAGGGCUGCGACAUAUCGCCCAGAUCAAUAUCGGGACGGAUAGUUGGCAGCGUCUGGUGGUUCUUCACCCUUAUUCUGAUCUCAUCGUAUACUGCCAAUCUAGCUGCAUUUUUGACAGUCGAAAGAAUGGUGGCCCCGAUCAAUUCGCCAGAAGACUUGGCCUCGCAAACGGAAGUUCAAUACGGCACACUCUCUCACGGAUCCACUUUUGAUUUUUUUCGCAAAUCGCAGAUCAAUCUCUACAGCAAGAUGUGGGAGUUCAUGAACUCCCGGAAGCACGUGUUCGUAAAAACGUACGACGAGGGCAUACGGAGGGUGAGGACAAGGAAAGGCAAGUACGCUCUUCUGAUAGAGAGUCCGAAGAACGAGUACAUCAACGAGAGGGAGCCCUGCGAUACGAUGAAAGUCGGUAGGAACCUUGACGCCAAAGGGUUCGGUGUUGCGACACCGCUGGGAUCUCCACUCAGAGACCCGAUAAAUUUAGCGGUGCUGUCGCUGAAGGAAAACGGCGAAUUGACAAAACUGGUAAACCGAUGGUGGUACGACAGAACGGAAUGCAGGCACGGUGACAAACAGGAUGCAUCGAGGAACGAGUUGUCCCUCAGCAAUGUUGCAGGGAUAUUCUACAUCCUUAUUGGUGGCCUUCUUUUAGCACUGGCCGUCGCCCUACUGGAGUUUUGUUAUAAAUCGCACACGGAAGCUACAAGAGCGAAGAUACCACUGUCAGAUGCGAUGAAGGCGAAAGCCCGACUGACGAUCGGCGGCGGUCGAGAUUUCGACAAUGGCCGGUGGUACGGACUGCAGAGUUAGACGGAGGAUGCAUGCGCCUUUCCCGGGACCAUAUUACUACGCUCCGGCAAACGCGAUUGGCAAUACGGAGGGCGACCAGGUGCACAGCAAUACGCAUACCCAGGUGUAGAUUACCUGGAGUCGCCAAGCGAGUCGCCCGCCAUCUCCCUGCCCACACCUCCGCCGCCGCCCCUGGUGGCGGCCCUGCCCACGCCGCCGCCACCGCCGCCCAGAAGACCGCGACGAAGCGUCACAUUCGCGGAAUCGCCGCCGAAGAGCCCGAAAAGGUUCAGGUUCUCACCGUUCCAGCGGAAACCGGGCAACCUGAUGCUAGACGUCGCGGUGCCCUGGACCCCGGCCUCCCCGCGCGUCUGGACUGGCAAAAUCGGCGAGGACAAGCCCGAGUACGUCAAGUAAACACGACGUCGUUUCACGAGUAAUCACAGGAAGCUUGUCAGUUGGUGCUCGUCGUGGAUCGCGUCUAUGACGAUCGGGAGCCUCCUGACUAUCCUCGACCCUCAACCCUAAGCAACGCGUUUGCCGCUAGUCGAAUCUCCGCGACUCGCCGUUCCUAGGUUCGUUUGUCCUAUUCGACGUGAUAGGGACCUAGCACUUGAUAAGCGAUACUGUUUCUAUUCUACGUAGGGGAUGAGGAACCUUCCGUGGAGGCGUAUUAUGUCGGAUGAAUGAUAAUCAGUUUUUCACUUGUUCUGGGAUUGUUUCGUUUUUACGUAUCCUUGCGAUACCAUGGGUUUGUGGUGAAUCAAGUGUGAUACAAAACCCUAUACCUAAUGGUUGCUAUUGUUUAAUCAUUUUUUUCAGAUGUACGUUUGAAAGAUUCAUUUUGUAUAGUACUAUUGCUCGAUGAAAGAAAUGGUAAAUAAGGAGGAGGUUUAGUGUUCAUAAUACGUAUGUUAGAGGAAAGACAAAAUUACCAAUCAUACAUAGCAGUGAUACUAUUUGUGAUAAUAACUUCAUCGAUACGAUUUAAAUGAUUCCGUAAUGACUAGCAACUAACAGACACUAUGUGUCUGAAAGUCCUGCAGCAAUUAAUUUUAUUUCAAAAUUCCUUUCCAAUGAAAGAUAUUUUGUUUAUCCACUGUUUGGAGGGAUAUACAUUUUUCAUAGGAACAUAUCAUAAUGAACUUGUUCCAGAAAUUACAGUUUUCUAUUCGUAUAUGUGUUUAUACUGAGCUGGAAGACCCGGAAGAUCUUUGAAAAAAUGACGAUUUAAGUGUAUCGAGACGCGUUGAGAGCAAUAGAGCUAUCUUAAAUUGCCCUAAUUAUCAAGUUUUUUCUUUUUUGCAGAUCUGAUACGCCACAUAUAAAUAUACGCAUAUGAAAUGCCUAGAACAAUCUUUCUCAAUCUAUUGCUGGUCCGUACUAUGUCGAAUAAUAUGAAUCAACCUUUUUCUCCAGCUUUCAAUCUCGGUGUACAGGGCAUAGCAAGUCAUUCUUCUCCAAAGAUCGACCUCCUAGCUUUAGAGCUGUCUAAUAUUAAUUAUUUUCGAACUGAAAUAAUAAUACUUUUUAUUUGUUUUUCUAACAGAGGCUGUUAAGAGGCGUCAAUGAUCGUAUAAGCCCUUUUCAGUAGAAUGAUACUCCAUUUUAUGUAUUUUCCAAUACAGACUGUUAAGAGUUACAAUAAUCCUUAUCGACUUUAUAAGUCAUCAAUUAUUUUCCAGAAAAGUAAUAUACUUUCAUAUUUAUUCCUUAAUAGAUAUUUGUGAGAUGAACUUACAACGAUACGGUACAGUAUAUUACUUUUAAAUACUUAAACAAUAAAUUAUUUUAUUUUAUUACUUUAUAUAUUUACUUAUUUUGUCUAUUUAGUGCACUAAUAUAUAAAUAAGGAACACAUAAUACAAACGCGUUAAAUUUAUCUAAUUUUAUUAAAUUGUACUUACGCUUUAUCAGUAUUUUAUUUUAUCAUUGCAUAUGCUUAUUCACUUAACGAAUUUAUUGUACAAUUACGGAUGAAUACAUUUGAGACGAAUUUAUAUAAUUUUAUAAAAUUGUAUUUAAUUUGAACAAAAUUUUAUACAAUUUCAUACAAUUUUAUAAAAUUACAUCUAAGUAAACUUCCAAUUUUACAUAAUCUUACCAAUAUUGAAAAGCACAAUCUGAAGCAAACACCAAUGAUAUAAUAUCUUAUCUACGUUUGCAAGGCUAAGUUAUCGAUAAUUUCGUCGAGCCAAUUUAUAUCCCGCUAUACUUUGAGGACUUGAUCCUAGUAACUCGUAGAUUGGAAGCCCGAGAAAUCGCUCGGAAACACGGAGAGCCGUAUCACGGUCUGGCGGGAGCUCCCGUGAUCACGCCGAACUUGUUUCAAGUACAGUGAUCGCGUCGAUUCGACAAGGAUCAACGCGAUCCGUCGAGGAUGGACACCGUACGGGAGUCCUCGCCGCCGGUCGCGUUUGUACAUUGUAUAUAAAUUAUAAUCGAAUCAAACGAGACGAAUCAAAAAGAAAAAUAAGCAGACACAAACGAACACACCGGCUGUCCGCGACAGAACAGUGUCGUGACAUUCGAUAGUAGAAUUCGAUGGUCCCGGGGUGGGUGCAUGUGCAACCAACAGCUUGAACGAUACGUUAAACUGCAAUUCCGUGAGGACGAGAGCCCGUAACACGCACACGAAACACGUUAAACAUGUACACGAGCACAUAAACACGUACAUAUAUGUAUACAUAUUAUACGAGGGAAAAUGCACGUCGGUCGAAUUGGACAGAGAUGGGCAGAACUUUGCUAGAAUAAUGAACGACUGAAUCACAACUCAGACAACAUUGAACGGUUACUCGACGAAGCUUCCGAACGAGGUGCAACUUCAUUUUACAAUUCGAAUUGUAAGCCUCGUUCGACGCUAGGUUUACGGUGAUUCAAUGUAUCUUCGCUGCAUUGUUUAUUUGUUUUUGGGGCAUAUUUUCUAAGAAGAUUUCGAUUGCGUUUAUACCUAUUAACGAAGUAAUUUGGAAGUAUGCUUGUCUCUUUGUGAGGAUAGAAGUUAGCAUAAGUGGCGGGCGUAAAAUGUAAAUGGCUUCAGUGAUUUUCCUUGUGAAAUUCGAAAAGGGUGGACACGACCUUACUUCGUAAAGCUGGCGUUAAGAAAUAACGAACUGAAUCAUGUUCAUCUUUCGAUCGUUAUAAGUAACUUUUUAUGUAGAUUGUGCCCAUCUCUGCCGGUUGCGAACGAAGAAGACACGCGAUGAAUUGGGGGAAACGAUCGACGAGGAGAGUUCGCAGGACGAAGGAAAACCGAUGAAUGAAAUGGACGGGUCGGGUUGAUCGUGACGAUGACACUACUAUUAUUAUUACCAUUACUCUGAUUAAUAUUAUUGCGACCGGUAGAUUUUAUUAUGGAUUCACGGUUAAUUAUGACGAUCAAUGGUACACCCGGUGUAACCCUAUUUUGUGGAUCUCGCGAGAAUGGAAUUAUUCGUUGCGUCAGAAUUAAAAUGAUAGGAAAAAAAAAUGAAAAAAAAAAAAAGAGCAAAAGAAGAAAAAAAACAAGUAUGAGCAAACCAGCACUGGAGCCGCGAUACGUUUUUUAACUGACAAUGGUGUAUAAUCACAUCGAUGCGUGAGUAAUGCGUGUGUGAUAAGUAAUAUAUAUAUAUUAUAUAUAUAAUAUAUAUAUAUAUAUAUAUAUAUAUAUAUAUAUAUAAAAAUGAAUAUAAAUAUAAAUAUACAUACGUAUAGACGUUUAUUGAAAGAUGUACGAUGCGACGACUGCGUGGUGGGCGAGUGAACGUUAACGAGCGAAUGGAAAUAGGUUUAAUCGUGUAAACGCAUUAUUAAGUACCUAUCACUGCCAGUUCGCGCCGAUCCGACCCGAGAGAGAAAAAAAGAGCGCUGUUUUCUUGUACGACACACUCGCACAUUUUACACGUCGCUGUUCCAUGUUCCCGCGAUCGAGGGGUUCCUUUAAGUCGUCGGAUCGCCGUGAUCUGGCUGGAUGAACGAUGUUUACGGCCAAGGUUUUUCGUGCCAAACGACGGUGCCUCCUUCGAUGACGAUGGCCCGAUGCUACGGUCCUUUCGAGACGUCCGCGAAUUCACUUUGAUGCCCAAUAAGUCUUAAUGUGACGAUUAUUAAAUUUAAUAAUUAAAACCAAGUCAUUUUAUUCAUUAUUUUUAUUUAACGUCUUCGGUACGCAAAAUGUGACUGUAAAGAUACAUACGAGCGUGAAUAACACAGAAAAUACGUAAAUAUAAGAAAAUAUUUACUUACAUAUUAUUUGUAUAAUAUUAAUAUGGUCAUAUGAACUGCAAUACACUUGUAGUUAUACAAUUACAUCAUAGUUUCUACUUAUAAAUAAAUGAAGUGCUUUUAGUAUUAAAUAUGUGGUUUGAAAAUGACAGAAAAAUAAAUCGUGUUUAAUAUUAUUUGACUUUAAUUAAAAACUAUAAUAAGUAUUAGUGGAUGCGAUUUCAAUUAGCCUAUUUAUUUAUACAAAUUUACUCAAAUUUUCGAAAAAUUAUAUAAAAAUUAUUAUUUUACUCUUUUGCUCAAUGUUAUCAGUGAAGUAAUGUGCAAUUAAAUACAUUAUUUGGAAUUUGGGGAGAUCAGUGUGAUACCUCAUUAUAUUACAAAUAUUGAUUACAUUAAAUUUCACAAAAUUUGCUCAUUAUAAAUGUACAUAAUUCCAGAAAAAUCAAUCCAAAAUAAAAUUUCUGCAUAUAUUCUGGUUAUAAUUUAAAUCACUUUGAUAUUGAAUUUCAUGUUUCUAAAUUAAGCGAUAAAGUGCCCAUGCAUAACUGUAUUUAAAUCAGAGCCCAAGAGAGACGAAAGAAUGUCUCGAGAAGUCCUUGGUUAUCGUCGUAGCAUUGGACGUGACAGGAGGAGGCAUCGCAGAGCCAAAUUGCAUGUUGCGACGUAUAAAACUAUUUUUCUGGAAUGCACUAACUAGCUGUUUCUAUUGAAUUUCAGUUCACGUUUAUUUACUGAACGAACUGCCAUACGAUUACCGAAAAUCACGCCAAUUACCCAAGGAAAGAACCUUUGUGUCUUUAGUUCCGUCCGGUCUCAGCGUUCGCGAAUCCCGAAUGCGACCGUGUCGGGCUGGAAACUCGAUGCACAGUGGUACGGAGCCUAAAAAACGCAAUAACGGAAUCGUCACGCUAAUACUUGAUCAUUUUCCAUUAGAUAAAUCGUGGUUUGAACAUUUCUUUUUAGGUCAGAGUUGAUUUUCUGAUUAAAAUUUUUAAUGAGAUCAAAUUAAUCUCUGUAAAUAGAAGAAGUAAUUAAAAUAUUUUUAAACUGUUCCUUUGUGACAAUGAUAUUUCAAUUACAGUAUGAAAUUGCCAAAAUCGGCUGAAACAACGUAUACAUAUAAUGAUUGUAUAAAAGAAUUAAGGGUGAACAUAUAUAUUACACUCUUAUAAAGACAAUUGAAAUCCAAAUAUUGACUAUGCUUGUCGAUAUUCUUAGUAAAUAAGGAAUUUAGGUCUUUAUAGUCAGAGAGUGUACAUACAUUGCUUGCCAACCCGAUAUUCCUCGUUUAUUAAAAAUAAACUUGAAUAUGUACAUUUAUUUUAAUAUAAAUUCGAUUUUAAUAACUUUAGUGCAUGAUUAUUAAUAUAGUUUUUCAUUUCGUUUAGAUUAAUUAAUCCCAGAAAUUCUGGAACGAUAAAGAAAUUUGUAUAACAUACACAGCAAAUUAAUAACCACCAGUAAAUAUUUUGUAAUAUGUGCGUUAUAUAACAUAUAUUAUAAUACAGUAUAUUAUAAUGUAAAUUUAAAGUCAUGUGAAGCAUUUCCUUAAUUUCCGAGUAUUUAUUCGUGACGUUUUCGAGCACAUUUUUAAAAUCACCUACAUUGAAAAAAGAUUUGCAUUGAAAAAUUACCCAUCUGAAAAUUGAAAAAUUUGGCUUUUACGCUCAUUUUGGAGCAGUCGUACCACUGUGCGACGCUGAAGGGACGUUGAACGAUCGACGAGCAGGUCGAGCGAGCCGAGCAAGUUUUAUACGUGGCAGCGACGAGACCGAUCUACCUAUCAUAUCGUCAGAUUUUCUUAUUACGACUAAUUGUUAUCUAUCACCGGUUAAUAACGAUAGAUAAUGCGUAUAUCGGGUAUUCAGUCGUUAAAACUACAUGGUAACGAACGGUACACGCGGUGAGUAAUUGUAACUUCAAAACGGUCCGGAAGAGAAACUCGAGUCAUCUUGUUCGAAGGCCGUAGGUUCUCACGUCUACGUCGAACCCGAAGCGUGAUCUAGUAGAAAUUAUGCUAAUUAAUCGAGGAUUGCGCAUUGACCCUCUAUUGCAUAAUAUAUUCGAUCGAGAACCCGAUAGAAAUCAUCAUUUCUGCUGCAGGACAUUUUUAAAGAGUUGCGCGUGAUGUAUAGUCAUGGGGAUGUAUAAUAGUUUUGCUGACUUACCCAUUCAGUUAUUUAUUAAUUAAAGCAGGGCUGGGCGCCACGAAUGUUUUAACGCAUGGCGAGCAAGGUAACUAAUGUACUACAGUGAUGUCACCGCUUUGAAAAUACUAGUCCCCGUGACAAAGCUGUGGCGCCAUUAGUUUCUGUGCUCUCGUGCACUAAAUUGGUCGUGAUGCCCAAGUUUGAUUAAAGAUAUGAAUUAAAAAGCUUAGCAAUCUCGUUUAUGCGAACAUAAUAUGUUUGUAUUGACAAGAA